CAUAAAACCAAGUGCAAAUGUUGUAAUGGCAAAAAUGGCAGCAAAGGGUGUAUUAUUUUGACUCCUGGUGGUUUUAAUUUUGUUCUUGAAUUUCUGAGUAAUUCAAGGUUCAGUGUUCUAAGACUCUACUAUGGUAUGGGUAACAUUUUAUUAUAACUUAAUUUAUUUUAAUUGAUACUGGCUUUGACUUGGGCCAUUCUCAGUCUACCUUCAUUACCAAACUCACUUAUUUCAUUCAUGUAGGUUGUUAAUCUUUCAAGAAAACUGGAAGUUUCAUCUUCAGAAGUCAGAAACCUUAAAACUCACCUGGCAAGGAUUUCACUGGAACACAAUAAGAUGGAACAGUACAGACGGGACACUGGGACACUGAAGAAAGAGCAAGACAGAAAACAGGAGAAAAAUUAAAAGAAGUCGAUUGGUUUUUACAGGAUGAAGCACAAAAGAGAUUACAGCAGUGGAGAGAGAAGGAUAAUUCUUCAUUUAGAAUGCAAAUGGAACUCAGAAUUAAAGAUCUCGAGUUUCAGCUCUCCAAAAAAAUUUCUCAAGAAGAUUCCAUUAGAGCUGAAUUGGAGAAAUAUAAACAAUUACACCGAGAAGAAGUAAAUACCAGCCUGUCAUUGGCAAAUCAACUAGACAAGACUACUGAGAGGUUAGCAGAGAUCAAUAGCAAACGUAGAGAGAAGGAAAUGGACACAUUCUUUGCCAAGAUGGAGCAAGAAUUUGACAAAAAUAUAACUAGAGCACUAAAAGAAGAUGCUGCUAAAUUUGAAUUUGAAUCCUCUGUAGCUGCUCCUCUAGGAUCUAUGGGUGGGUUAACUCCAACUCAAGCUCUACUUUUGAAGACAUCACAGGAAUAUGCACAGAUUUUGAGGAAAAACUAUAUGAUCUGAAAGAAAUGUAAAAUGUACUUGUCUGAUGGAGGGGGAAAAGAUGGCUGGCGGUGAGAGAACUGAGGCAGAAACCACCUCCCAAAACCACAUGUAAUGAAAAUACAGCAAAUACCACUAAUCCUAAAAGACUGACCCAGAAGACUGCAACACACUGCCUACAUCUGGGGAAAAGAAAAGACCUUAAAGAAAAGGGUAAAGUAGCAAACUCAGCCCAGCAGGUUAGGAACAUUCAGGACCAUCAGAUGCUCCAUCCCCCUGGCUGGCAGUGCAGUGCUAAGGCCCCCCACUGUGAUGUGCAGCCUGCCACUCAUUCCUCCCAGCAGGCAUGAGUCUGCACAGCUGAUGCCACCACCAUUGCACCAGGUCACGUGGAGAGCAGCCCCACCUAGAGUACCUACAGGGGCAUAACACAGAGGUUCCUACCUCCGUUCUCGGCCUACUGGACCUGGCAGUGGAUGCAGACACUGCAGCCAGGUAGCAUUUUCAUGCUACCGAAAGAGCUUUUACCCCUGGCAGGCACCAGCACUGUGUACCUGUAACCCCACCAUCACUCCAGGUGCUGGAUAGCUCCAGAGAGUAGAGCUGGGCACUAGAGGGUGCCACCUACACAAAGGUAUUGUUCCAUAGUCAUCAUCAGAAUUAUGAAACAGCAAAAGAAUUUUGUACAAACCAGAAAGAGGGCUCAGUGAAACUGAAGUCACCAAUCUUCUUGAUAAAGAUUUCAAAAUAAAAAUCACAAACAUGCUCACAGAGCUACAGAAAAAUAUUCAAAUUCUCAGGGACAACUUCAAGAGAGAGAGAAAUAUAAAAAAUACACUAUCUAAAAUGAAACACACACUGGAGGGAUUUAAAAGCAGAAUAGAGGAGGAGAUGGUCAAUGGAACAAGAAUUAAAGAACAGGAAUAUAAAGAAGUUGAGGCACAGAGAGAAAAAACGUUCUAGGAAUGAAAGAAUAAUAAGACAACUCUGCAAACAAUCCUAAUGGAAUAAUAUUCGCAUUACAGGGGUAUCAAAAGAAGAAGAAGAGAAAAAGGAAGAAAAUGCAGCUUUGAGGAAAUACUGAAAACUUUCCCAGUCUAGGGAAGGAAAUAGUCGCUCAAGCCAUGCAAGUACAAAGAUCUCCCAACUCAAGGGACCCUAGGAAGACACCACCAAGCCAUAUAAUAAUUAAAAUGGCAAAGAUCAAGGACACGGACAGGGUAUUAAAAGAAGCCAGAGAGAGAAAAAAGAUCACAUGUAAAGGAAGGCCCAUCAGAAUAUCAGCAGACUUCUCAGCAGCAAACUUACACGCCAGAAAGGAGUAGCAUGACAUAUUUAAUGAAAUGAAACAAGGGCAUCCAACCAAGAAUACUCUCCUCAGAAAGAUUAUCACUUAAAUUUGAAGCAGGGAUUAAAUAAUAUUCAGAUAAGAAAAACUUGAGGGAAUUUACCUUCCACAAAACAUCUCUACAGAGUAUUUUAAAGGGAGUGCUCCAAAGGCUAAUAGCUGUCAUGAGAGAAAAUAAAACCAUAGUAAAGGUAGUAGACCAAUUAAUUACUAAGCAAAUGCAAAAUUACAUCAGUUACCCAAAAAGUCAGUCAACGAUGUUUGUUAUGCUUCAGAAGAUUGGGGACUGUUGAGAAUUAGGCUUGUGGUUGAUUAAUGAUUGUGCAUUGAGUCCCCUAUACAGAAUUUUUUUGUUGUUAACAACCAUGUGAUCAAUAAAUAUGAGAGAUGCCCUCUCGAAAAAAAAAAAACUCAGUCAAGGGAUACACAAAGAAUACAGGAUAUGACACCUAUAAUAAACAGAGGGGAGGAGGAAGAAAAAGAGGGGGGAAAAAAAGAACCUUUAGAUUAUGUUUGAACUACUGUAAUGAGCGAGUUAAAGUUAGACAGGUAGUAAAGAAGCUGCCCUUGAACCUUCGGUAACUAUGAAUCUAAAGCCUGCAAUGGCAAUAAGUACAUAUCUAUUGAUAAUAACCCUAAAUGUAAAUUGACUGCACCAAUCAAAAGACACAGAGUUACAGAAUGGAUAAACAAGCAAGACCUGUCUAUAUGCUGCCUACAAGAGACUCACUUCAAACCCAAAGACACACACAGACUAAAAGUGAAGGGAUGGAAAAAGAUAUUUAAUGAAAAUAAUAGGGAGAAAAAAGCAGGAGUUGCAAUACUUGUAUCAGAAAAAUAGACUUCAAAAACAAAAAAAGUAACAAGAGACAAAGAAGGACAUUAUGUAAUGACAAAGAGGUCAGUCCAACAAUAAGAUAUAACCACUACAGAUAUCUAUGUACUCAACAUAGUAUUUGUUUCAUGUAUUUGGCUGUUCCUAACAGAAUUAAAGGCUGAAAUAGAAUGCAAUGCAUUCAUUUUAGAAGAUUUCAACACUCCACUCACUCCAAAGGACAGAUCAACCAGACAGAAAAAUAAGUGAGGAGACAGAGGCACUGAACACAUUAAAACAGAUGGACCUAACAGAUGGGCCUAACAGACAUCUAAGGACACUCCACCCAAAAGCAGCAGGAUACACAGCUUUCUCAAGUGCACAUGGAACAUUUCCAGAACAGAUCACAUCCUAGGCCACAAAAAGAGCCUCAGUAAAUUGAGAAGAUUAAAAACAUGCCAACCAGCUUCUCAGAACACAAAGGUAUGAAACCAGAAAUUAUUCAAAGAAAAAAAAACCCCACACUUCAUAAUGCUCCUUAUCUAAAGCUGAAUUGGGUUUUACUUAUCUUUGGAAUAAAGAUCUUACAAGUG
Manis pentadactyla (Chinese pangolin) is the source of this 3624-nucleotide messenger RNA. RefSeq names its product ankyrin repeat domain-containing protein 26-like. The transcript has 5 exons. The record is from RefSeq and is a predicted model, not a curated record. The coding region runs from base 486 to 890 and encodes 134 amino acids. Lineage: Eukaryota; Metazoa; Chordata; Mammalia; Pholidota; Manidae.